Clunio marinus is the source of this 369-nucleotide messenger RNA. NCBI's taxonomy places the organism in Eukaryota, Metazoa, Arthropoda, Insecta, Diptera, Chironomidae. The record is from the annotation of a GenBank genome assembly.
AUGGGAAUAAUUAGUAUAGCAGUUCGUUCUGGAAUUUGCAUUUAUGCAGUAAAGUAUACAACUGAUCGUGGCGCCUGGGGAAGUGCGGAAAAAGCAAUCCAAUUCAAAAAUGAAACAUGUAAAGCUGUGAAUAAUACAGAAUUUGUGCAGACUGGGAAGGCUCACUUCCAGGCAUAUGUCCCUAUGCCUCAGUUUCCUGAUCUGCCUAAAACAUCCGAAAUAGGAUUUCUAACAAUUCACUAUUAUAAUAAGGGAGUAAAAUCAACAAUAAGAUUUAUUGAAAUGCUCCCAUGCUAUACCGGACAGAUGAUUAAGAAAGGCAGUGAUUUCGUCAAGAAAGCUAUUGAACAACCUCCUGUUCAGUCGUAA